GAGAAAAGGACAUACAGUCUGUAAUGGCGUCCAUGGCCGAUCAAGAUGUUACCAACGUGGUCAUAUUCUCAACCACUUGAUCCAUCACUUCCCGCAUUGACCCGUUUCUUCCAAAUUCUUAUUCAAUCCCGCGACGCCACCUCUUCUGCAACUUUUCCCCACCAUUCCUGGAGCAUCAGCAUCGGCAGCUGCAGAACCACGAGGCGUCUCCGAUCUCAAUCCCAAAUCCACUUUCUUCAACUUCCGAUCAAUCAGCCAGCAAGAACAAACACACAAUUCAACCUCCGAUCGACCAAAAAGCUGAAAUUCCUUUGAAAUUAGGGUUUCCCAAAAUCCCCAAUUCGAGAACCCUAAUUUCAUCAUGGAACCGAAUUCCUCCUCACCUCCGAGUCCGAUCCCCAUCUUCUCAAAUUUCGCUUCGCCAUUUGCCGAGUCUCCCAAGGCGGCGAGCGGCUCCGCUUCCUCGACGAGAAAACCCCUCAGCUUAUGGCCGGGGAUGUACCACUCGCCGGUGACGUACGCCCUCUGGGAGGCCAGGUCUAGAAUCUUCGAGAGGCUUCUCGACCCCCCGCUCGACGCACCGCCGCAGAGUGAAUUACUCACGAAAACGCCGGCGCAGAGCAGGACCACCAUUCUGUACAACUUCUCCAGUGAUUACACUCUCAGAGAGCAGUACAGAGAUCCUUGGAAUGAGGUCAGAAUCGGGAAGCUGCUCGAAGAUCUCGACGCUCUCGCAGGCACCAUUUCAGUCAAGCAUUGUUCGGAUGAUGAUAGCACGACUAGGCCGCUCUAUCUGGUGACAGCCUCUGUCGACAAAAUGGUGCUGAAGAAGCCCAUCAGCGUCAAUGUUGAUCUGCAUAUUACCGGCGCAGUUACAUGGGUCGGCAGGUCUUCCAUGGAGAUUCAGCUCGAUGUCGUUCAGCCUGCAUCCCCAGGUAAAUCCGAAGCCCCGGAUUCCGUUGCUCUAACCGCCACAUUCAUUUUCGUGGCGCGCGACUACACCACGCGCAAAGCUGCCCCGGUGAAUCGGCUGUCGCCAGAAACCGAGCGGGAGAAGAAGCUCUACGAAGCAGCGGAAGCGCGGAAUAAACUGAGAAGAACAAAGAUUACAAAUGAAAAGAAAGAGGUUGAGAAUGGCGAGACCAACCGAUUCGAGGUGCUUCUGGCUGAAGGACGGAUCUUCUGCGACAUGCCGGCCUUGGCAGACCGUGAUAGCAUUCUCCUAAGAGACACUCGACUCGAGAAUUCUUUGAUUUGCCAGCCCCAGCAGAGGAACAUUCAUGGUCGGAUUUUUGGAGGAUUUCUGAUGCACCGCGCUUUUGAAUUGGCUUUCUCUACGGCGUAUACUUUUGCUGGCUUGAUGCCCUCCUUCUUGGAAGUCGAUCAUGUCGAUUUUCUCCGACCUGUGGAUGUCGGAGAUUUCCUGCGUUUCAAGUCGUGCGUUUUGUACACAGAAUUUGAAACUUCCGAGCAGCCCUUGAUCAACGUAGAAGUCGUUGCACAUGUCACAAGGCCGGAGCUUAGGUCUAGUGAGGUAUCAAACAGGUUUUACUUCACUUUCACGGUUCGACCCGAGGCUAAGGCAAAGAACAAUGGGCAUAGGAUCAGGAAGGUAGUUCCAGCAACCGAGGAAGAAGCGCGCAGAAUCAUCGAACGCAUGGAUGCCGAUUCUUUGCAGUUGUCCGAGAAUUCAAGCAAAUGAAUACCCACAUUUGGGUCCAAAGGUAUCGGAAGUUGUUUAGAUAUUACUCUUCUCAUGAAUUUCUCAGCAUAUUUGCUAUACGUGUGAUUUAAUGAUCCCGGUUCUUCACAUGAUCGAAAAAAUGCUAUAGAAACUAAGUCUCGAGAAACCGAGAUUUGAUGCAUUCUUUCGACAAUUUUCUACUAAUUUGAAAUGUCGAGACGAAGGUGAUAUGCAUAGGAGUGAACUAUUUCCGAAUAGCGCCAACGCACACUCGCACGGCGUGUAGGAUGAGAAGAAAUGUCGGAACACCACGGAGAUGCUCGGCGGAAUCUCCGUGGAAGGGAUCGGUUACUCUAAAAGGAUUAGUGUGUUUGUUCGUGGUUUUAGCCAUAAUUGGUAUAGUUGUUUGAUACAAUGAGAUGUAAAAUAUGUUUUUAAUAGGAAAGUAAAGUCUUGAAUUGAAAAUUAACAAAUAAUUAAA
Molecule: messenger RNA, 2165 nt
Organism: Andrographis paniculata
Lineage: Eukaryota; Viridiplantae; Streptophyta; Magnoliopsida; Lamiales; Acanthaceae
Product: acyl-coenzyme A thioesterase 2, chloroplastic-like
Exons: 5
Coding region: 362-1702 (446 amino acids)
Biological process (GO): acyl-CoA metabolic process
Molecular function (GO): fatty acyl-CoA hydrolase activity
Source: RefSeq, a predicted model, not a curated record